This is a messenger RNA of Varroa destructor (honeybee mite), 2388 nucleotides long. RefSeq lists its product as uncharacterized. Lineage: Eukaryota; Metazoa; Arthropoda; Arachnida; Mesostigmata; Varroidae. The record is from RefSeq and is a predicted model, not a curated record.
CGGUUCGGCUUGAAAAGCUGGAUAAAAGCGCGCUGAAAUUUUGAAUUUAGUUGAAUGUAAAACGGUCAAAUAAUUGAUCAAAAUUAGAUUGAUAAGAGUACAUAAAUGGAUCUUCUACACAGUAGGCCAAAGUAAUCUUUUUUCAAUUUGGGAUACAAAGGUAACCACGCAUUCCAAAGUGAUGUGCAUAGUAUUCUAAAAUAGAAGUUCGCCGUUAUUGAAUUGUGGUUUUUGUCAUAUUGUGGAACUUGGUUGACAGGACAUUUAACUAUUCGUAAAACUUUUGUUAUCAUAAUCACCUUUAUUCAAAGUGUUAGGAUAAAGUUAGUACUUAAAUCGAGACUAUCGAAAUAAGUCAUAUUCAAAACAGCAAGUUUUGUGUGAGAAUCGGGAUAAAAAAUGGAGCCGUUACGGUUUAAUGUGAUAAACGGAAACGAAAAUCUGAUCAGAGAAUGGCCGUCGAAAGAAUAAUGACUUCACAGGAAGCCAUUGAAGCCACGCCAAAAACAGCACUAAAACAGCAAGGGAUGUUAGCGGAGUCAUCUAUAAUGCACUGCCUAUUUAAAAUUCCAUAAUUUACGGAAAAAAGACACUAGAUUUGUCUGUUGCCAUAAGAAGAUGACUUCGCCGUGUUGGUAUACAUACCCUGUUCCAGAGGAUCGUUAUAAUCUAACCUUUUUACAAGGCCCACCUAAUAUAAUCAAUAACAUCGCUUUAAGUGCCACACUUCAUUGUCUUAGGUACGAAAGAUUCUGUUAUUUCGUGGCUGAUGCAUAUGAUUCAGAAUUUACGCAACUGAUACCGUUUGAUUCAUGUUCAUUCUCCGCGGAAUUCACUAGCUUAUUCGUCCCUAUGCAUGCGUCCAGUACGGACUGUAUAGUUAAGAGAAUUAAAUACAUUGGAAGACCUGAAAAUGCCCAGCGCGCUUCAUUAAUAGUGAUUAGGAUUCCAAGUCAGAGUUCGUUUCUGGACCUAGUGAACAUCCUCGGUUAUCUUCAGGACGUACAAAUACGAAACGAGUCAACGUGUCUACUGCUUCAAGACCAACAGGACAAGCCGUUACCUUUGAACGUUCGUAACUUCUAUAGUGUCAAGGUAUAUGAUGCUUUCAAAUGGGGACUAAGACGAAAUGGGGAAGAAAUACAUUUUCAGGAGCAAAGCGCGAUCACCAAGAAAAAACUCAGUUUGAACUUAACGAGAACUGAUCUUUAAAAAAGUGUUUUAAAUUUUAGAGUUAGACGGAGUGCGGUAGCUAUUGAUUUUAUCACUAGAUUUUUGCAAAGUGAGUAACCUAUCCGUUGCGGUGUAUCGUACCUUCCUACCUACGAUUGUUUUGUUCAAUAAUCGACCCUGCUUUGUAUCACCAUUCCAGGGCGCUCUAUGGCCAAUUUGAAAUCAGUUAGUUUUAACAAAUUGCCUAUACCAUACGCCGGUGAGCUAGGUUUGAGAAAGUGCAAACAGUUGUAGAUGGGACAUCAAUACCUGAUGAAAUCUCGUCUUAUGCAAAUAUCGGUCGCGCCAGAUUAUUUGCGCAAUCGAAAUCGAAUUGGUGGUAGAUCUCGACGUUUUUCGAUCUCGUUCGUAUCUAGUACCAAAAAUUAGGCAGGACAUGUUUAAAUACAACUGCUUAUUUAUCUUUUAUUAUAAAGUGUCUGUAAAUGGGUUUUUGUAUUUCGUAUCUAAUAUGCUGCCAGGCUGUUCAUGAUAUUUUGGCUUACUCAUGAUAAACUUUCAUUAGGUUUUAAAUAGGUAAUUCUUAAGUCUAAUGAGUGAAUCUGCAUAUUCUGAUUGUGAUACUACGAUGGGUUUGUUAGUAUAAAAAUAUAUAAAAACGGCUGCCAUCAGUCACAACGGUGGCUGAAAUGUGAAAGGAAGAUGCAUCGAAUGUAUAUAUAAACCGUGUGCGUUCAUACAAUGGCACUGCAUUUUGUACAUAUAAAAUAAAUAUAACGUAUUCAUCAAGCAAAUAUAUGUUUUUUUUAAGUGAACCGAGUCAAGUUUGUUGCCCUUUGACAAGUUCGUCAUUUGCUCUGCGCUUGGUAUAACCGCUGAUGUGGCAUUAUUAUUUCCAAAAUCGUAUUACGAUUUAUUCUUAUUUAUGUCAAUAUGCAUACAGAUAAAGGUAAUAAGAUAACAAUCAGGCUGGCUUUUUCAAUAUGUUCUAUAAAAGAGGCCGUUCUAGGAAAUCAAAGUGUAUGUAAUUUGAAAGUGCAAGUUUAUGUCGAUGUUCUGAGUAAAACUUCGUAAUUGUGGUGUCUAACUUGCUGUUCCACCGGCCAUUACCUCGGAAAAACUUCAAGCGAACGUCGCGCAAGAGGAAUCAGUGAGGCGUAAUGAAUGAUGAGAGCGUGGCCACCAGUAUUUCUUCUUCCGACUUCAAGAAAAAAA